Messenger RNA from Aspergillus caelatus, 414 nucleotides. RefSeq lists its product as uncharacterized. The transcript is spliced from 3 exons. The coding region runs from base 1 to 414 and encodes 137 amino acids. Lineage: Eukaryota; Fungi; Ascomycota; Eurotiomycetes; Eurotiales; Aspergillaceae. Gene Ontology annotation, molecular function: protein dimerization activity. The record is from RefSeq and is a predicted model, not a curated record.
AUGUCGCACGUGCUUGCAAGAGAAUACCCCAUCCCAGCUGGCUCGAAACACACGAUCUUGCCUUAUCCCCGAAAUAGACAACAAAAGCUAGUCGAGAUUAGACCGAAAGGCUCAGUAGACAUCCUGGCAGUGCCUGAUUCGGCUAAAUGUCGGAAGAGGCAACAUGCUGACGCCCAGAAAUGCCAACGGGAUCGCAUGAAAGUCGCGCUGGAUCAAAUGGCGCGGAUAAUGAAAAUGGGAGGCGUGGGGGAUGAGGGAACGAGUGGCACGAAGGCAAAACUGCUCGAGACAGCGGUGGAGUAUAUCCAACACCUCCAAGACCAGGUCGAAGAGCUGAGAGAGUCUUGUAACUCUGGGCACGCGACAUUACCGAAUUUAGACUCGGUGGCUGAGCAUGUCGAACAGUGCGUCUGA